UCAAGAAAAUCAAAUUACACUUCAGUCGGUUUUGUUUCUAUUUAAAUCUUUGAAAUGGAGCAACCGAUUAAUAAAAUGCGUUACUACCUCAAGGAUGAGGUGGUCUCGCACAACAAGAAGGACGACUGCUGGGUGAUUAUACACACGAAUAUCUUUGAUCUCACACCUAUGCUGAGGGAUCGCUAUGACCACUGGAAUCGCACUCUUGACUAUUUGGUAGCCCAUGCUGGCAAGGAUCUAACACAUUUCUUUCAUGAAAAUGGAGAGCCGCGCACGGAGAUCUCUCCCAGCACGGGGCGACCUCGGGUCCUCUUUCCGCCCAUUUUGGAGGUGGCCAUCUCGGAGUUCUCUAAAACACCGGGUGCUAUGUGGAGUCAGGAUCCCUUCUACCACAUUGGCAGGGUCACAAAGCGUCCUCGUCUUAUCCGGAUUAUUAAUGCCCUAACUGCCCGGACUCAGUACAUGACCGUUUGCAAUGAGGACAGCAUCUACGACAUCCAGCAGAAGUACAAACAGCGAUAUAACCACCACGCCGGCAGCUAUGAGUGGAGAAAGUUCUCGAAUGGCGUAGGGAAAAGCCUGCAGCGUCCUAGAUCUGAAUGGCACCCUGGACGAGAAUGGCCUGACGGAUGAUGAGGACAGCACUGUGGAGCUGCCACCGCCCUCCAUUUGGCUCUACUACACGGAUGACAUAACCAUUGCUUGAUUCUGUUUAUGAUUAAUUGCUAUUGGAAAUUUGUUGUGCUCAAGUAAAGCUCAUUUCAAGCUA
This is a messenger RNA of Drosophila eugracilis, 769 nucleotides long. RefSeq names its product cytochrome b5 domain-containing protein 1. The record is from RefSeq and is a predicted model, not a curated record. The transcript has 3 exons. The coding region runs from base 55 to 633 and encodes 192 amino acids. Lineage: Eukaryota; Metazoa; Arthropoda; Insecta; Diptera; Drosophilidae.